Messenger RNA from Pleurotus ostreatus (oyster mushroom), 444 nucleotides. RefSeq lists its product as uncharacterized. Bases 1 to 444 code for a protein of 147 amino acids. The transcript has 2 exons. The record is from RefSeq and is a predicted model, not a curated record. NCBI's taxonomy places the organism in Eukaryota, Fungi, Basidiomycota, Agaricomycetes, Agaricales, Pleurotaceae.
AUGCUUUCGCUGGGGACGACAUUCGACAGGGAGCUGAAUCCUUUGCCCAUCGGUUAUGCACUCCAACUUUCAUCGAACUUACCUCUGAAACUUUGCUUGGAUCUUCAAUCCGGGUUUGGGGAUGCCAGUGAGGACGAAGAUGCGGGUGUUCCAUUGCAGUGGGACAUCGUUCGAAAACUCAUCUCGCAAAUCCCCCGCACCUCCCACCUUGCUGUCCGACUCUUUUGGUAUCAUGCAGAAGCCUUCAUCUCUGAGCUCAUGCAAGAGGCUCCAUUGCUCGUGCACAUGGAGAUUGAUGGCGAAUAUGGCUAUAAUUCUGUGAUUCUAUGGACUCCGACGUCCCCGCUGUCGACAUAUGGGCUGGAGUUGUUGAAUAACCUCAAGAUCAAUGGCAAGCACGUUCGCGAAGAUAUCCAACUCGAGAUGAAGUGUCCGGCACUGUAG